AUGGGCGUGUCAGACCCGCCCACGGCUUUUUUCCGCGCUCUUACGCUCUUAAGUCGCGAUUGGGACGAGCGCGUGCGGGUCCUCAGUGUUCAAACCUCGGCUUUAGGUCCCGGGCACGUGAUCGGCGGGUCCGAACCGGCCGAACUGGCCGAGGACAUGUUGGAGGCCGUCCAAGCCAUGGCUCAACGGGUCCCGCAGGUCCAGACCCAAUUACGGCGCGACACGCAAGAUUUGCACGCCUUCUUGGACGCAUCGCGGCUUCAAUGGCAAGAGUUGCUGCGAGAGCUGGCCCAAUACGAACAAUGGGCCGGGCAGUACGGGUACACGCCCCAAUUGGCCGCGUCCGACGUGUCCGACCCGUCCACCUGGACCUGGGACCAAAUCCUGGCCGAUUAUUCAUCGGCUCGGCCCAAUGAACCGGCUAACCUGCCGGACUCUGAAGAGGCGGAGAGCGCUCCGCCCACCAUUUUCGAGUCGGGCGUCAGUCAAGGCGCCUUGCAGGCCUUGGGAUAUACUUUCAAAGAGUCCAUUCCGGCUCCGGCCUGGGCUGAGACUGAGGCCAGCCGCCCGCCCCCGGAGCCGUCAGCCGCUCCACCUUCGGCUCCGCCCUCGGCUCCGCCUUCGGCCGGCACCCAUGGAUCGUUGGCCCUAACCUCCGACGAGGAGGAUUCCGGACCCUUGCCCAUCAUGAAGAAACCAGCGCCGCUGGUCGGGACCCCAGAUCCGUUGUCGCGUCCCGGCGACCAAUCCCGCGUCGAAAUCACACCCGGGUUGUUUGUGCGGAAACCCAAGACCAAAAGUGCGGAUCCGCCGCCCCCGCCGCCUCGUCAUAUGGCCCCAUCGGGCCCGCCACCUGAAUUCCACCACCCGAUCGAAGACGCGCUCACGCCCCAACGUCCGGCCUUGACGGUGGAUAUCCAGCGGAUUUUGGCGCAGGCCCGACGGGCUGAGCCCAGGGUCCCCCCACCGCCCGCCCAUGCCCGGACGGAACGCAUGGAUGAACUCAAACCCCAAUAUCCUGCAGCCAAGUCCCCUUACGGGCAACGGUGGUCACGGCUGCGGGAUAACGAGAAUGUUCAACCCGCCUCGUUUCAGGACCCGGACGAUCUCACGCCCGAAAUGCCGAAUUUAUCGUCGAAAAAGGGCCAGCAAUUGGCGCACAUGAGCGCUCAAAAGCCCCCCACCCGCCCUCACGUCAUCGAGUCGGGCGCUAGUCCGCCCUUGAAUUCGGAUUUGACGGCCAGCCCGGGUCCGCCCCAACGACCUCAACUUCAAAGCGAGGCCUUGGGUCAAAUUCGCGACCGUGUUUGGUAA
Messenger RNA from Tigriopus californicus, 1314 nucleotides. RefSeq lists its product as uncharacterized. The transcript has a single exon. NCBI's taxonomy places the organism in Eukaryota, Metazoa, Arthropoda, Copepoda, Harpacticoida, Harpacticidae. The record is from RefSeq and is a predicted model, not a curated record. The coding region runs from base 1 to 1314 and encodes 437 amino acids.